Symbiodinium sp. CCMP2592 is the source of this 1311-nucleotide messenger RNA. The record is from the annotation of a GenBank genome assembly. NCBI's taxonomy places the organism in Eukaryota, Dinophyceae, Suessiales, Symbiodiniaceae.
AUGGCGAGUGGCUCCGCAUGCCAGGACGAGCGCCCUUCGCGUCAGCCGAGCGACAUAAGCUUGCCGUCAAGGUUGGACGCGCGUCUCCCGCGGCAGUUUUCCAACCUGUCGGCGGCAGAAGCAAUCAGGGCAAGCUACAACUCCAUCCUUUCAGCUGUGAGGAUGAGUCAUUUGCUCAGCGCGAUCGAGUCAGCGAAGGCAGAGAAGGUCGGAGCGGCGGCUUUCAGCGCACCUUGGAAGGCGCUGUUGCUUCUCACCGUGCCGGUUUCGGGUGCUCUUACUGGCUUCGGGGUCCAGCUGGCUACAUCCCGAGGCAGCUUUUCGCUGUACCUGCCGUUGGUUCUGGCCGGACUGAUUCUGCUCUUUGGCCUGGCAGCACGCCUUCUGUGGUUCCAUGGCUUCGAGGAGUUCCGGCAGCUAUCCUCCAGAAGAUAUCUUUGCUGCUUCCUGCCCGGCCUCAUCGGUGGAGCCAAGUACAGCUUACAGAACCUGACGGUGUCCAUGAUGAGCUCGUCGCUGUUUUUCAUCAUCAUGCGGACUACGCUCAUCUGGGUGGCGGUAUUCGAGGCCUUGAUGCUGCGCCGUCUUCCUGACAAGCUGCAAGCCGUUACGCUGCUUGCCGUGCUUCUUUCGUGCAUCAGCUCGACGGUGCAGGCUCUGGAGGAAGCCGAAGACGGUACAAUGACAGUUUCGGCCCUUGCCGUUCUGCUUGCCGCAGCCUGUGCGCUCGCGGAUGCUGUGUUCGACACUUGCACGGACCUCCUUGGCCGAAAGUUCUCGGCGGGGCUGAGCGGAAAGGAGAAAGGUGCAGAGCUAUGCCGCAUAAUGGUGGCCCUGCAAUUCUUCCGGCUGCCACCCUAUGCCUGCAUGCUUGUAUGGUUUGACUGGGACGAUGCCUUCGGCGGCUUCGAUGUGACCACCUUCGCGUUGACAGUGCUGCCAGUAGUGCUAAAGAUUCCAGUUUUUCAGGCCAGUGUAUUCAUGGUCGGUGCUGUGAAGACCAGCAUGGCCGUUUCUUUUGAGAUUGGUCUGUCAUAUUUGUUGGAGGUGGUCUUCAGCUUGGCAGACUUUGUCAUGAGUAAAAUGCUUGCCAUGGCAACGUUGGCAUGCGUUCUCAUGAUGUCGGCCUUGCACCACAUACGCCUCCGAGAGGAAGUUGCUAGGCAGCAGGAUGUAGCCCUGGAUGAAUUGAAAGUACAAGUCCGCGCUUCUGCACGUUCGCUGAGCCAUCAGCCCUUAAGAAAGCCAGGAAUGCAGCCAGUAGUCAUGCAGCCGGUUUCCCAGGACGAUGGAGCGGGCUUCUCGGUAUAA